Mandrillus leucophaeus (drill) is the source of this 1286-nucleotide messenger RNA. RefSeq names its product BPI fold containing family B, member 1 (gene BPIFB1). Gene Ontology annotation, molecular function: lipid binding. The record is from RefSeq and is a predicted model, not a curated record. The annotation marks the transcript as partial. The transcript has 13 exons. Lineage: Eukaryota; Metazoa; Chordata; Mammalia; Primates; Cercopithecidae.
GGAGAGGAGCGGGCCGAGGACUCCAGCGUGCCCAGUGGUCUGGCAUCCAGCACUUGCUGCUCUCUGACACCCGGGAAGAUGGCCAGCCCGUGGACCUUCACCCUUCUCUGUGGUUUGCUGGCAACCACCUUGAUUCAAGCCACCCUCAGCCCCACUGCAGUUCUCAUCCUCGGACCAAAAGUCAUCAAAGAAAAGCUGACACAGGAGCUGAAAGCCCACAACGCCACCAGCAUCCUGCAGCAGCUGCCGCUGCUCAGUACCAUACGGGAACAGCCAGCCGGAGGCAUCCCUGUGCUGGGCAGCGUGGUGAACACCGUCCUGAAGUACGUCAUCUGGCUCAAGGUCACCACAGCUAGCAUCCUCCAGCUGCAGGUGAAGCCCUCGGCCAAUGACAAGGAGCUGCUAGUCAAGAUCCCCCUGGACAUGGUGGCCGGAUUCAACACGCCCCUGGUCAAGACCAUCGUGGAAUUCCACAUGGAGACUGAGGCCCAAGCCAUCGUCCGCAUGGACACCAGUGCAAGUGGCCCCACCCGCCUGGUCCUCAGUGACUGUGCCACCAGCGAUGAGAGCCUGCGCGUCCAACUGCUGCAUAAGUUCUCCUUCCUGGUGAACGCCUUAGCUAAGGAGGUCAUGAACCUCCUGGUGCCAGCCCUGCCGAAUCUAGUGAAAAACCAGCUGUGUCCCGUGAUCGAGGCUUCCUUCAAUGGCAUGUAUGCAGACCUCCUGCAGCUGGUGAAAGUGCCCAUUUCCCUCAGCACUGACCGUCUGGAGUUUGACCUUCUGUCUCCUGCCAUCAAGGGCGACACCAUUCUGCUCUACCUGGGGGCCAAGUUGUUGGACUCACAGGGAAAGGUGACCAAGUGGUUCAAUAACUCUGCAGCUUCGCUGGCAGUGCCCUCCCUGGACAACACCCCAUUCAGCUUCAUUGUGAGUCAGGAUGUGGUGAAAGCUGCAGUGGCUGCUAUGCUCCCUCCAGAAGAAUUCAUAGUCCUGUUGGACUCUGUGCUUCCUGAGAUAGCCCGUCGGCUGAAGUCAAGCAUCGGACUGAUCAAUGGAAAGGCUGCAGAUACGCUGGGAUCUACCCAGAUCGUGAAGAUCCUAACUCAGGACACUCCCGAGUUUUUCACGGACCAAGGCCACGCCAGGGUGGCCCAGCUGAUCGUGCUGGAAGUGUUUGCCUCCAGUGAAGCCCUCCGCCCUUUGUUCACCCUGGGCAUCGAAGCCAGCUCGGAAGCUCAGUUUUACACCAAAGGUGACGAGCUUAUACUCAACUUGAAUAACAUCAG